AAAAUAAUUCUUAGCCAUUAGUCACAUUUUUCUCCCGUGUUUUCUAUUUCGUGUAAGAAAUUCUUUAAUUUAAAAAAAAAUUCAAAAUGAAAAUUUUUCCAUUUACAUUAACUCUUGUGAGUAUUUUAUUGUCGGUAAUUUAUGCACUACCGUCAUUUCCAAUUUCGUUAAAUCCAGCUGAUGCUCUCAAAAAUGUUCCAAAUCCAAUAAAUGCUGCAUCAAAUUUGGCUAAUACUUUCGGACAAACUGCCCAACAAGCUGCCCAACAAGCGGCCGAACCAUUAAAAACUGCAUCAAAUUUGGCCAGUACUUUCGGACAAAUUCCCCAGCAAGCGGCCGAUUCAAUAAAAAAUGCAUCAAAUUUGGCUAAUACUUUCGGACAAGCUGCCCAACAAGCUGCCCAAAAAGCGGCCGAACCAUUAAAAACUGCAUCAAAUUUGGCCAGUACUUUCGGACAAAUUCCCCAACAAGCGGCCGAUUCAAUAAAAAAUGCAUCAAAUUUGGCUAAUACUUUCGGACAAGCUGCCCAACAAGCUGCCCAAAAAGCGGCCGAACCAUUAAAAACUGCAUCAAAUUUGGCCAGUACUUUCGGACAAAUUCCCCAACAAGCGGCCGAUUCAAUAAAUGCUGCAUCAAAUUUGGUCAACACUUUUGCACAAAUUCCCCAGCAAGCGAAACAAAUUGCAGACACUGCUACGAAAGGUUCGGGUUUAUUGCUAAAUGUCGUUCCACGUAUUGACAAAUUGAUUAACACGGUGAGAAAUCUUGCGAAGGAUUUAACACUCGGAAUAUCGGAAGUUGCAUUUAAAGGAGUAUUGGGACUUCCGUCCGAUGAUGAUAAGUAAUAGAACAAAAUCAUCGUGAAUUAAAUAUCUAUAAAUAAAUCAUUUGGAGAAAUAUUUA
Messenger RNA from Leptopilina heterotoma, 903 nucleotides. RefSeq lists its product as uncharacterized. The record is from RefSeq and is a predicted model, not a curated record. NCBI's taxonomy places the organism in Eukaryota, Metazoa, Arthropoda, Insecta, Hymenoptera, Figitidae. The coding region runs from base 87 to 845 and encodes 252 amino acids. The transcript is spliced from 2 exons.